GGCCUCUUAACUCGUUUUCACAGCCCCCGACAACCACCACUGUUCUCCAGAAAAUGACAGCGAUACUAAUGGGCACGUGGAACAGAAACUCUCAGACACUUCACUCGUCGCUGCUAAUUUGACUAAUGUUCAAGCCAUUCCUGGAUCCUCUCAUGUACCGGCCCAAUAAAUGUACCUUAUUCUCAAAUUCCAAUAUCCCAUUCCGCAGGGCCUAUGUUGAUGUUACAUUGUCAACGAAGUACAAUGUAGUUUAUCCUAGAGUUUCAUUCAUCCGGAGUACCUUUCGAGCAGUACAUUACUUGCUCUGAUAGGUUUCUCUUUCAGUCUACACCCUGUAAUGUCAUGUGUAAUACAGUGCUAAAGCUCUCAUUAUCAUCACCGUGUAUUUAUUGAUGUAUGUGUAUACAUUGUCUGGUUAAAAUACUUGCACCAAUAGCCCAUGACGAUCUAAUGCGUUGCACGUCCACUAGGCAUCGCAAGCUUUUGGCUUUAGGUGGAAGUGGAACAAGGCCAGCUUCGCCCACCUUCUCCAACGCUCCUCCUGCUUGAUGCAGCGUAUAGCUGGGAGCGACCACAGAUGGCGCCCAUUAAAUCAUCGUUCGCAAAGUUCAUGUUUGAUAACUACGGCAUUGUUGUUAUUCCACCACUUUCCGAGGCCGCUACUCAUCUCAAGCUGCUGGACAUUCUUGUCCAGCCUUCGAAAAAGCUUGGAAAAUCUGUGUUAGAGGGAGCUGGCUCCAUGGUCGAACUGGGGAGUUUUGAGGAGCCUAACUAGCAAACCGAAAAGACUUUAUGAGAGGUGCUCAAGGAGAUCGAGGAGGUCGAAGGGAGCAAAACUGGGCUAUUCAAGUGGGUUGAAGGGAAUCAGAGCAUCAGCGAAACAUUCGCCUCAAUGAAAUGCUUCACAGGCUCUAUUAUAACUGGCUUGGUGGACGCAGAUCUGACUCCGUUGUCCAAUGCCAAAGCACUGACUUGUACAUUGGAGAAUUUUACUACUGCAUGUGUGGAUAAAUCGUAUCUUAAGUCGAUCAUAGGACGGGGUUUGUGGUUGCCGAACUUCGCGCGCCACCGUCUAGAGCAGUCAGCGUGAACAAGCUGUUUCUCGGGGUUUCAAUCGAAAAGGCCAGUCAAGAUGUGGGUGGUGCAUUAAUUAGUGUAUGUCACAAAGCUGACUGUGAGAGUUCAAUUCAUCUUAGCCCAGUCUGCAACUGACCAUGGCUGCAGUUCCACUGCCAGCACCUCUUGUGCCAGGGGUAGCAGGAAAGUUGUCACUGGAAUCCAAUGUAAGUUUAGAUUAUGUGGUAGAUGAGUGUUAUGAAGCUGCAAAUGGGGAUUAUGCAAUGGCAUGUGAGUAUGAUGCCAAGGCAGACUGGUGUUACUCAGAGGCAUAUGGGUGUCAUGCAGAGGCAGAUGGCAUUGGAGAUGAGAAUGAGAUUGUGUAUGCACAUAGAUAUUGUGAAGAGGCAGAUAAGUAUGUGGCAAUGCAUGAAAAUGCAUAUCAUGAAGAGGCAGAGGAGGAAAACAUGCUGCCAUUAUUCAGACUAUUCCUCCAGGUCAAUGAUGAUGACAUAGAAGGCAAUGGCAUGGUCCUUGAUGUGGAGCCUUGUGAGAUACACCUCAACCUUAACAAUUCUCACCCUUAGGUCACUCAUUUUUGAGCAUCCUCCUGCACUCCUACAACUUACACUAAGCAGCAUCUCCACAUUUUCUAAUACAUCAGCUUGGGAAUGCAUGCACUGUAUUAGUAGAUUUUGUUACAAAUUUACUAAAAGGUAUAUCCUAACACAUAGAAGAUGGAUUUCAGGUGUUUUUUUUUAUAAUAAAUAUGCUUUAGAGGUUUUGAUUA
This is a messenger RNA of Physcomitrium patens, 1846 nucleotides long. RefSeq lists its product as uncharacterized. NCBI's taxonomy places the organism in Eukaryota, Viridiplantae, Streptophyta, Bryopsida, Funariales, Funariaceae. The record is from RefSeq and is a predicted model, not a curated record.